AUGGCUCUCUUUAAGGCUCUUGAUGCCUUGGCUGAAAUGCGUCGUAAAAACCUUGAAGUGAAUCUUUUGACAAUCAACUCCGUCCUAACAGUGUGCAAGAAAGCUGCAGGCACAGAUCAAAUGGAAGAAGCUGUAAACGCUGCUUUUGAUAUCUUUGAAGACAUGAAAUCCAUGAAAUUGCCACCUGACCUCGUCACCUUCAAUCUACUCUUGGAAACAUGCUCAAAUGCCAUUGAAUGCGGAUAUGCCGAAUGCUUUGACAAAGCAUCGAGCGUUUUUGAUAAGAUGCAAGAAUAUCAAAUCAAGCCAAACGUAGCCAGCUAUAACAUGUUGUUAUUCUCUUGCUCGAGAGCUGCCCGGGACAGUGGUCCAAUGAUCAUUAGCAAGUGCUUUCACAUUCUGGAUCUGAUGGAGGAGGACGGACUGCUGCCGGACACGUCAGUGUUCAACGCCAUGAUCGAUGCUUGUGCAAAAUCAGCGACAGGAAACGAUGGGGUAAGCGUUGGGCUGCAGAUAUUGGAGAGGAUGUCUGCAAACAGGAUCGAGCCUGAUGUUAUCACAUACAACUCACUCAUCAACGUUUGUGCGAUGUCUGCUGCCGACGGCGACACCAACGCCUUUGCGAAUGCCCAGGAAAUUCUCUACAUGAUGCUGAAGAAUGGAGUCAGGUAG
Molecule: messenger RNA, 672 nt
Organism: Guillardia theta CCMP2712
Lineage: Eukaryota; Cryptophyceae; Pyrenomonadales; Geminigeraceae
Exons: 1
Coding region: 1-672 (223 amino acids)
Molecular function (GO): protein binding
Source: RefSeq, a predicted model, not a curated record